Molecule: messenger RNA, 1578 nt
Organism: Tinamus guttatus (white-throated tinamou)
Lineage: Eukaryota; Metazoa; Chordata; Aves; Tinamiformes; Tinamidae
Source: RefSeq, a predicted model, not a curated record
AUGAGCAACCCGCGCAUCCCGCAGCCCAACGCGCAGCAGUUCCCGUUUCCGCCCAGCUACGGUAUCAGUCAGCAGCCUGACCCAGGCUUCACGGGGGCCACCACUCCUCAGAGCCCGCUGAUGUCCCCGCGACUGGCGCACACUCAGAGUCCCAUGAUUCAGCAGUCUCAGGCUAAUCCUGCCUACCAGUCCUCUACGGAGAUGAACGGGUGGGCACAAGGGAAUAUGGGUGGAAACAGCAUGUUUUCACAACAGUCCCCACCACAUUUUGGGCAGCAAGCAAGCACCAGCAUGUACAAUAAUAACAUGAACAUCAGUGUGUCCAUGGCAACCAACACAAGUGGUAUGAACAACAUGAACCAGAUGACAGGGCAGAUCAGCAUGACCUCAGCGACCUCUGUGCCUACAUCAGGGUUGUCCUCCAUGGGUCCUGAGCAGGUUAAUGAUCCUGCUAUGAGGGGAGGCAAUCUUUUUCCAAACCAGCUGCCUGGAAUGGAUAUGAUAAAGCAGGACGGAGAUGCAGCACGGCGCAGUCGGCACCGGGCGGGUGGGAAUCCUCCUCGAUGGCUUCGGGAGAGGCCAGGAGCCUCCGGCCGAGCGUGGGGAAGGGCCCACGGCUCCUUGUGCCCCAUGGCGAAGCUGGCGUGGGGGAAGGAGCUCGGCGUGUUCUGCACGGAGCCCAUCGCCAAGGGCGUGCGCUUCGGGCCCUUCCGCGGCAAGGUGGUGAACACCAGCGAGAUCAAGACGUACGACGACAACUCCCUCAUGUGGGAGAUCUUCGAAUACGGGCGCCUGAGCCACUUCAUAGACGGCAGGGGAGCUGCCGGCAACUGGAUGUCCCUGGUGAACUGCGCCCGCUUCCCCGAGGAGCAGAACCUGACGGCUAUCCAGUGCCAGGGCCAGAUCUUCUAUGAGAGCUGCAAGGAAAUCCUCCCGAAGCAGGAGCUGCUCGUGUGGUACGGGGACUGCUACGUGCAGUUCCUGGGCAUCCCCAUCAGCCUGAAGGGCAUGCCCGACGGGAAGAAACCCCCGCAGCAAGCCGAAGAGGCCGGGGAGAGCUACAAGUGCGAGAGGUGCGGCAAGGUCUUUGCCUACAAGUACUACCGGGACAAGCACCUGAAGUACACCCGCUGCGUGGACCAGGGCGACAGGAAAUUCCCGUGCCACCUCUGCAGCCGGUCCUUUGAGAAGCGGGACAGGCUCAGGAUCCACAUUCUCCACGUCCACGAAAAGCACCGACCUCACAAGUGCUCAGUGUGUGGGAAGAGCUUUUCUCAGUCCUCCAGCCUGAACAAGCACAUGAGGGUUCACUCCGGGGAGCGCCCCUACAAGUGUGUCUACUGCAACAAGGCGUUCACGGCCUCGAGCAUCCUGCGCACCCACAUCCGGCAGCACUCGGGAGAGAAGCCCUUCAAGUGCAAGCACUGCGGCAAGGCGUUUGCCUCGCACGCGGCCCACGACAGCCACGUGCGGCGCACGCACAGCCGCGACAAGGGCUGCGCCUGCGCCGUGUGCGGGCAGCUCUUCCCGCAGCCCGACGAGCUCCGCUUCCACAUGCAGUUCCACGGCGCCUGCUAG